AGAGCCUACCUGAGUGACCCUUGAACCCGGAAGGGGUUUGAGCAGGAUGUGAGACCACCGUGACCCUCCUUCAGACCUCCCCUCUGGUUUGUGUGUGUGUGUGAGGGGGAUUAAGUCUCACACACGCACCACAAAGCAUGUUUGAGUUCAAACCCAUGAGUGUGGAGAAAAAGGAAGCUGCCACGGGAACAGAGGAGGGUGGUCGUGGCGGCAGCAGCAGCUCUGGCGGUUCUGUGUACCUGUAUGAGGCCCAGGACUGGGUCAUCUCCCCCGCCUGCUCACCGGACGAGCCCAGCGCCAUCUCCCCCAUGCUGGCCGAGGAGACGCUACGAUACAUGACCUUUCUUGCUCUGGAGCCCACUACCUACUCUCACCCUGGCCCCCAUGGCUUAUCCAAAGUCCUCAGUGCAGAGAGGGUGGAGCAGAUGACCAAGACCUACAAUGACAUCGACGUGGUCACACACCUGUUGGGCGAGCGGGAUCGGGACCUGGAGUUGGCGGCCCGGAUUGGCCAGUCUCUGCUGCAGAGGAACCACGUGCUGCAGGAACGCAACGAGUCGCUGGAGGAACAGCUAGCACAGGCAGUGGACCGGGUGCAACAGCUGCAGCAUGACCUGGGCAAGAAGGACGAGCUGCUGCGCAUGGUGGCUAGCGCCUCGGAGGAGAGCGAGACCGACUCGUCCAGCGCGGCCGCCACGCCGCUCAAGCACUCCCACGCUGCAGGGGGCGCCGCCAGCAUCAGCCUCAGCCAGCUGGAGGCGCUGCAGGGCAAGCUGCAGGACCUGGAGGAGGAGAACCUCACACUCCGAUCAGAGGCAUGUCACCUGAAGACGGAGACCAUCUGCUAUGAAGAAAAGGAAGAGCAGCUGGUACGCGAUUGUGUCAAGGAGCUGCGCGAGUCCAACAGUCAGAUGGUGGGCCUGACAGACGAGCUGUCCAAGAAGAACGACGAGCUCAUCCGACACCAGGAGGAGAUCGCACAGCUGCUCUCCCAAAUAGUGGAACUGCAGCACAGAGUCAAGGAGUUGGCCCUGGAAAAGGAGGAGCUGAGGAUUCACCUGCAGGCCUCUAAAGACGCCCAAAGACAACUGACUGCAGAGUUAAAGGAGCUGUCUGAGCGCAAUGUGGAGUGUGUGGGGAUGCUGCAUGAGUCCCAAGAGGAGAUCAAGGAGCUGCGCAGCAAACAGGCGCCCUCUGCUGGACUACGCAGACACACACCCUUCGGCCUCUACCCUAUGGAGUCCCUGGCGGCUGAGAUUGAAGGCAGCAUGCGGAGAGAGAUGAGUGUGGAGGAGGAGACAGUCUUCCAGGACCAGAGGGUGUCCCAGAAGCGUGUCUUCCAGACGGUGCGAGCGGUGAAUGAGACGGUGGAGAGAGCCGCGGCCCUGGCCCCCCCUCCCCCCAUUCCCGGCUCUGGACGCAGCAGUGUGGUCAUGAUGACCGCACGCCCAUUCAACUCCCACGAACCUGCAGACACCACCAAUAGAGAGGCGUCGUCCCGUGUGGGCUGCCCUGGCUCCCCGGGGGUUGGCGACCUGGCCUCGGCCCUGCACCGCCUCUCCCUGCGCAGGCAGAACUAUGUGGUGGAGCGGCAGUACUUCCAGAAGGAGCACGAGCGCCGCCUGCAGGAGCUGGCAGCGCAGGAGCAGGGGCAGGGGGGCGGGACCAGCGGCGGCAGCUCGCCAAUGGGAAGCGCGGUGUCCUCCUUCACCAACCUAUCAGAGUUCUCCUUCUGCUCCUCGGCCAGCACGUUCAAGACCUUCCUGCCGGAGAAGCUGCAGAUCGUCAAGCCCAUGGAAGGCUCCCUGACGUUGCACCACUGGCAGCAGCUAGCGCAGCCCCACCUGGCCAGCAUGCUGGACCCCCACCCCGGCGUGGUCACCAAGGGCUUCCGGCCGCUGCCCCUCGACCACCAGGACCCCCAGGCCACCUACCGCCUGACCGACCUGGAGGAGGACGAGGAGGGGGAGGGGAGCGACCGGAAGAAGGGAGAGCGCCGCGCCUCCCGAGCCCACCGGAGGGACCUCCAUCUGGGGGAAGGGGAGAGCGAGGAGAGGGUGGUGGGAGGGGGCCGACAACCCAACAACACCCAAACUCCAUGGAGGGACGUCGGUAUGGGGGAUGGAGAGGAGGCGGAGGAGAAGGGGGCGAGGAGAGAUGGAGGUAGUAGAGGGGAGACGACGUGGAGGAGGAGGAAGGAGAAGGUAGAGGAUGAGGAAGAGGAGGAUGAAGGGGACGGAGGGAUCACGUUCGUGGUGCAGUGCUCAUCCACGCCAGAGGACAAGAAGUUGGAGACCAGAAGCAGGCCGGUCGUCACGGAGACCAAGCAGCAGCAGCAGCAGCAGCAGAAGCAGAAGCAUGUACUCGCGCCUCUCUCCCUGACUACAUCUCCUGCUGUUGCUGCGGCAACCACUGCAGCAUCCUCUGGUACCCAGCACGUGACCCAGGAGAAAGGUGACGCUGAAGCAACGACAGGUGGGAGUGGGGCACAGGCCAGUGGGGCACAGACACACAGCUCCACAGCACCAUCCUCUGCGAAUCCAGGAAAGAGUCAGAGUUCCACCUUCUCCACGUACACCUUCACCACCUGUAGGAUAAUGCACCCUUGUGAUGUCACACAGGUCACCUCCAGCGCGGUGUGUAGUCCGUGCGUGUCCGAGCAGCACACCCCCAGCUCCAUGCGCACGGGCCCCAGCACCCCCGUCACCCCUUGCCUGCUGAGCCUGGGCAACAGCUCCUUCCCCCCGCGUCACUUCUCCCCGGCGCCCCCUCGUGGCCUUGCCAAGCUACUGCUGGAGCGCGGCAUCUCUGCCCAGGUGGCGUCGUCCUCCUCCUCCUCCUCGGAAACGGCCGAUCCAGCAUCAGCAGCAUCAUCGGCAGCAUCAGCAGCAGCAGCAUCAGCAGCCGCAGUGGCGUUAGGGGAUCCGCUUCCGGUCCGCCGCCCCAAACCAGGCUCCAUCCCUUUCCGUCUGUUGCCCAACACGCCUCCCAACUCCCCGUCCCACUCCCCGUGCCCCUCCCCUGUCCCCUUUGACCAACCCCGUCACUCCUCCAUUUCCUCUUCCUCGUCCUCUUCUGCGGCGGCCGCCGGCUCUGACAACUUCCUGGCAUCGCGUCCGGCCGAGUUGUUCCUCCAGGACGUGUACGGCGUGCGGUUCGGCCGUGCGCCCAGGCCCGACCUGCCGAGCCCAGAGCCGCCCUCGCCGUCGCCUCCCACUUCCUCCCAUAACGAUUCCACCUCCAGCCUGGUGGAGCGCCUGUGCAGGCUGGGAUUGGCCGGGGCAUUGCCGGGGGCGUCAGCGGAUCCGGCAGCCAGCCAUCGGCAGGACUCCACCUCGACUUUCCUGGCCACCGGCGGAGGAAGCCUAUUGGACGGCCUGAGGCGCAACCAGAGUCUGCCGGCUUUGAUUAGUCGAGGCCCACGGGGGUCUGUGUCGAGCCCCUCCCACUCGCACCACCACCAUCACCAAGCAACAGCAGCGGCAGGGGGCCCCCAGCCCCCGCAACACCCUACGUCUCUGGCUCUCCCUACGCCCCCCUGGGGCAGCCUGAAGCCCAACCCCCAACCCUCUAGCCGAAGACACGCCUCCAUCUCCCACCCCCCGCCCUACCAGGGCAACCACUGAACGUAACCAGUAGACUAGCUUGAAAAAGACAAUGGGAGGACUUGUGAGUUGUGGUUAUGGCGGCGUUCGUGGAGAGUCAAGAAAAAGCCUUCAAAAAAGGUCAGAUCGAUGCAGUGCACAUGCACACACUAUGACAAAGUUUCUAAUUGACCAGAAAUGCAUUGCAAUUUUUUAACACGCAUGUUCACGCUGCAUCAAUUUGAUCAGGUUUGGUCGCUUUUGCUCCAUCACGUAGGUGGAUGUACAUAUACGAGACGGGGAGCGGUUUGCACUGAACUGAACUAAACCUUAUUAUAUUACGGAAGCUCCGCCCAGUUCCCCUUUCCCAUCCAAUGACUAAUACAUUUUUUGCUUGAGACAGCUCGGAGAGUACAUACAGCCUUGUUUGUUUCAUGUUUCGUAAAAAAGCACAGUUGACAUGCUUGUUCGGGAAUCCCGAUUGCCAGAGUGUCUGUUUUCGACGUUGUGGAUUUCAGUGGCCUUAGCAUGUCUCCUAUGAGGGUAAGAAGAAGCGCCUGCCUAACUUCCUGCUUUUGCCCUCCAUUUCCUGCUCCUCUACUUCCUACUUCCUGUCGGAACAUAUCCUGUUCCUCUUAUCUUUGUAUCUUGUCCUCCUCGCGUGAACUCUGGAAGCCCAGGAGGUCAGACUGACAGCAGAAGGUUUAGGAAAGUUGAUGUGCCAAGAUAAGGCAUGCGUGAAUUCUUAAGAAAGGAAACAGCAAGUUUAUUUAGGUUGGGAUUUGAGACGGGGACUAAAAAUUAUACAACGAGCUUUGCGAUGGGAGGGAGACGGAACAGAGGAUAGAACGAAAGUGAAUAUAAAGCAAGUGUCAGGGGAAAUUGAAAGUAGGGCUUAGGGUUAGCGAUGGUUGGGCUUCCAGAGUUUCACCAUGUUUGAGGCAUUUCUCUUGUGUCGUCUUGAAGCCUUGGGUGUGAAGCCCCCAGUCCCACAGUCUAUCCUGUACAUACCUGAAUUUGUAAUGUUUGUUAACUGUAGGGACUCUGGUCUAAGCUAGACUAAGCUAGUGGAUGUUUUAAACCUAAAUCUUAGUCUUUAAUCUUUGAGGACCUUUCUGUGGUCUCGCUUUGUAGAGGCUUCUUUUCCCUGUUGUUCUUUUUUCUCCAUUGUGACUGUUUGCUUUUACUGCCUUUAGCUAGCCAAAGCCAUGACUGCCACCUAUGGGCUCCCUUCGUAUAGUGCAGGCUGAUGCACUUCCUGACUACAGCUUUCAUGAUGCACUGCUGUCCUGUGUGUCCUGAAAAACGGUCAAUAUUCAACUCAGGACCGGAGAUUUAGAUGAUAGGAACCAGAUUAAAGAGAUUACACUUCGGCCUCUUGUCUGGAUCCAGGGAGUGGUUGUUCUUAAAUUAGCAGUUAGCUGUUUUAGCUGUUUUAGCAAUGUUGGCUUUUUUCCAAUUAGUGGAAAUUGAAAGACGGGUUUGUUUGGCUUUUGGGAUGUACCACCGGGUGUGCUAGCCUCUGCUCCUUCCCGAUGUUGCUAUCAUUCUCUCUGUGCUAGGUUCCAACUGUGAUUGUUUUGCUCCUUCCCAGGAGUGCACUGGUGGUGGUCUUAAUACUGGUGAUGGCUAGACGACAUGCUAGCUAAGCUAAGCUAAAAUAAGCUAACACAUGUUCUUUUGACAGCAAGACAGACAGUAUGCACAAGAGGGAUGGCUUGAGGGGUUGCUAAUGCUAGCUAUAGUGCGUUCUGAUACGUUAAGCACAAGGGCUAAGUCUCCCACGUAAGUACUUGAUGUAGGGGGUUAGGUUGUAGUGCCAGCAUAAUGAAUCUUACCAGAAGUUGAUAUCCUGCAGUGGGAAAUGGUGGAAUUGUAGGAACGUUUUGAAGGGACUAGCUUAGCAUGCGUAGCAGUACAUGGAGAGAUGGUGGAGACGGUGGAGGGAUAUCAGUGUUAGUGGAGGGUUUUGGAUACAGAGGAUGGAAAAGGGCAGUAAGGUCUCUCCACGGUGUCUUAUACUGCUGGUUUGGUGUUUCUCAGUCUCAGUAAUGACCUUUUCACCUUCGUGACCUCUUGACCCCUUUGACUCUCAGUGCCCCCCUCGAUGACCUUGAGUGACCUAGAGCGACCUUGAGGUUCUCGUUUUGUUCUCCGUCCAUCCCACUGCUCUCCAUGUCCAUUUCCAUGUCCAUUUAAUGCACUUUGUUAUGUUAAGCUCACUGACAUUAUUAUUAUUAUUAUUAUUAUUAUUAUGCAUAUUAUUGUUGUUUUAGCUAUUACUGUAAGGGACAGAUACAUUAUUCUUAUGUGAAAUUAGUAUUAGGUUUAACUAAUAUGUUUUUAUCAGAGGAGGUUGUAACUUAUACCUCUAUAUUUAUUUAACUACCAUUUCAUCCAGGAAGAUGAGUUUUAAUUAAGAUAGCUACAUAGUUCAUUCAGCAUUAUUAUUACUACUAAAUGAAUUUACUGCAUAGCCUAUAUAGCUUGUGUUUUUUUGUUUGUUUUGUGGUUCCACAAAACCAGGGAUCUAAAAAGUGAUUGUGUUUUUAACUUACACCUGUGUGAAAAGCAACCAAAAAUACUUCAACCCUUUUGUCAACCCGCCAUACCGUUAAUGCAGCAGGGUUUUUUUUAAACUCUAUUAACUACCGUAUGUUCAUGUGUUAUUAGCCAUGUCAUAACCAUCAGGGAUGUGUACAGAUUGGGUAUGGGCUUCUUGGCUGACGUGGGGAGAGGAGCCUUGUAGGGGCUUGCGAUCCCUGGCUACAUUAGUGAUGGCGGAUGCUGCGCAAAUCUGUGCGGUGCACAUGCACUGCGAAAUGACAAUGCUUUCUGGAUAGAAAUUCCUAAUCAGAAUGCACUGUAAUUUCGCAUUGCGCGUAUGCGCUGCUGUGCAGAUUUGCGCAGCAUGCGGCGUCAUGAACGUGCCCCCAGUCAUAGAGAGUGAAAGUCACGCCAUUUCCAGUGGGGCCUACAGGACCUCAACACUAAUCUCUGAAGAGUACUGGAUCAAACAUCCAUUUUGUGUAUGUUUCCAAGACCAGGGAUUAUUUGUUAAUCCCUUCCUCUCCAAGAUCCGAGGAGGUUUCCUGGCGACAAGCGUUAGUACAGUCCUUUUCCGCUUGCCUGUUGACUUAAUGAGCGUCAAUAUCGCAUAAACAAAUGCAGAAUUAGGUCCUAUAGGCUCUACUGUAAGGGGCGUGACGCUUACUCUCGAUUCCAACCAGGGAGUAGAGGCUUUGUCGCUAAGUGAUGACAUCACUGGGAGGCGCCAGCUUUAAGGCAUGUCUGUGUAUGUAUGCAAUUAUGUGUGUCUGGUUAUGUUUGUGUGCAUGUGUGUCUGAGCGAUUUUGUUGUGAUCCUCCCCUGUGCUUGGCCUUUGUAAAGCUCCCAUGCUCCAUACUGUUGCAUUUUUUAUAUAUAAAAUAAAGUGAUUGGAA
This is a messenger RNA of Engraulis encrasicolus (European anchovy), 7027 nucleotides long. RefSeq names its product trafficking protein, kinesin binding 2 (gene trak2). Gene Ontology annotation, biological process: vesicle transport along microtubule; protein targeting; neurogenesis. Bases 138 to 3626 code for a protein of 1162 amino acids. The record is from RefSeq and is a predicted model, not a curated record. The transcript has 16 exons. Gene Ontology annotation, cellular component: dendrite; mitochondrion; cytoplasmic vesicle. Lineage: Eukaryota; Metazoa; Chordata; Actinopteri; Clupeiformes; Engraulidae. Gene Ontology annotation, molecular function: myosin binding; GABA receptor binding.